AUGAUCAUCACCAUGGAAUCGCCUUCAACAUACCAACCCGAAAUAGUCCACACAUCCGUCCCAAUGACACCCCCUCCCGAGAAGGCAGACUGCGGCCGCCAGCAGCAGCAGCCCCUGACGAUUGUGCCGCCACCACAACCGCAGGGUGUUGAACCUCCAACGCCAGACUCGCUACCCAAGGACUUCCCCUCUGGCCACUGUUCGACAAGCAGCGAGAGCAUCUGUUUCAGCAGCAGACGCCAGCGGAACCGCCCUCGGCGUCAAUCCACCCCCGCGUAUGAACUUGCGUGCUCGCCCCGCGACCCCUUGUCGCUCCACACGGAACGAGCCUACCUCCACCAAGAGCUCAUGAGGCACGCGGCAUGGUCUCAGAAACUCUACCGAGAUCACUGCCUGGCGAAUGAAACCUUUAGAGCCGCCGGCAACGCCAAAGAGCAGCGUCGGUGGAAGAAGAAGCUGAGUCUGCUGCGAGAGAAGAUCAACGAGGCCGCCUGCCAGGAACGCGUCAUCUACCAGCGCCUGGGCGACUUGACCUUUGCACUCUCUAGCCAGGAUCGGUGGACACAUGCUCAGCGUGCCACAACCCUGACCUACUCGCCAACGACACUGCCACGGAUGGACUAUGCGACGGACUGCAAGGAGCCCAACACGCCCCGCGUUCUCAAUGCUACCUCUCCGACGUUUGUGCCUCGGAGCGUGUCCUUGAACACGUGCUUGGAGCCCGAGCGAGGGCUGGAUCCAAUCGGGGAGGAUGACGAGGGCUAUGCCGAUGUCGUUGAAGACCAUUCUAGCAGCGAGGCCGGGGAUAUAGAGGCGUCGGCCCGCGAAAGACGAUGCUCCUUGUCCUCGCCCGUCUGUUCGCCUCUGGAGAAGCGUCUAUCUCUGCCGGAUCUGCCGGCCUUGUGGUCUUGA
Molecule: messenger RNA, 912 nt
Organism: Emericellopsis cladophorae
Lineage: Eukaryota; Fungi; Ascomycota; Sordariomycetes; Hypocreales; Bionectriaceae
Exons: 1
Coding region: 1-912 (303 amino acids)
Source: RefSeq, a predicted model, not a curated record